Molecule: messenger RNA, 2181 nt
Organism: Hyposmocoma kahamanoa
Lineage: Eukaryota; Metazoa; Arthropoda; Insecta; Lepidoptera; Cosmopterigidae
Product: patj homolog
Exons: 1
Coding region: 27-2033 (668 amino acids)
Molecular function (GO): protein binding
Source: RefSeq, a predicted model, not a curated record
CAUCACGUAACGUCGGGAGUGCCCUGAUGGUGUUGCAGACCGCGAUGGUUCUGAGUACCGAGUGGGCGCAGGUGGAAGUCGUCGACCUGACCAACGACGGUAACGGCUUGGGAUUCAACCUUGUCGGUGGACGCAGUACCGGAGUCGUGAUCAAAUACGUACUUCCUGGCGGCGUAGCAGACAAGGACGGCAGGUUACAGAGCGGCGACCACGUCCUGCAGGUGGGUUCUGUGAACCUGCGCGGCUUCACGUCAGAACAGGUGGCGUCAGUACUGCGGCAGGCAGGCCCCGCUGUGCGGCUGCUGGUAGCGCGCCCCGCUGAUCCCGCGGCUGCCCUACGACCACCUCUCCCCGGCACGGCCCUUGUGCCCACUAAACUUCUAGCAGACCCAGAACUACUUGACAGGCACCUCAUUGAAAGCGGCUACGGAGCUGUCUAUGACUUAUCCCAGUGUUACAAUGAAGAAUACAUCAAUGGUCAGAAUGGCGAUACUGAUAACUAUGUAGCUGCAGCUGUCAGCAUAAUCGGUGAAAAUCCUCAGCAGAUCCCUGACCAUCCCAUAGUUGCAGAGUCAGUUUCUCCAACUAUCACUAUUACAGUACCGCUAGAAAUACCUGACCGGCCUGAAGUAGAAGUCAUUCACGUAGAUUUGAAUAAAAAUGUGUAUGGUUUAGGGAUCACAGUAGCUGGUUAUGUUUGUGAGAAAGAGGAACUCUCUGGGAUAUUUGUGAAAAGCAUUAUAGAAGGCAGCAGUGCUGAACAGAGUGGUAAAAUUAAGAUAAAUGAUAGAAUAAUUGAAGUGGAUGGGAUAUCUUUAGCUGAAAAAAGUAAUCCGCAAGCUGUUGAGAUAUUGAGAAACACGGACAUUUCUGUCCAUUUAGUGUUAGAGAGGUAUUUAAGAGGUCCAAAGUUUGAACAGCUGCAGCUUGCGAUAUUCAAUGAGGAACGGCCGUCAUCGCCAACUUCGUCAACUACAACCCUUUCCUGGUUCCCAGUGCCUUCCCAAGCUGAUAAUAGUACUACGGAGAUAGAACCUGAGCCUGAGUCUAAUACUACCAUUGAUUCUGGUGUCCUUGAAGUUGGUGAUAAUGAUGUGAAUGAACCCACUCAAGAGGAGUUAGACAAGAGACUUGAUGAAAUUUUGGCUGUUGAUGAGGAGGAAUUAAAGAAACGGUGGGAUAGUGAAGUUGGUCCUGAUAAACAGAUAAUAGUUGCUGAAGUCCGAAAACUAGAAGGCCUUGGCAUCAGUCUUGAAGGCACAGUUGAUGUUGAAGGUGGACAAGAGUUGAGACCACAUCACUAUAUCAGAUCAGUACUUCCAGACGGCCCAGUGGGGCGGCAAGGGACCUUGAUUGCUGGAGAUGAAUUGUUAGAAGCUAACGAGUAUAGGUUACAUGGACUAACUCACACUGAAGUGGUGACGAUUUUGAAGCAUCUUCCAAACCGUGUUAGGCUAGUGUGUGCACGCAGCAACAGUGAGAGUGGACCUCGACCUGUUAUUAACUUAGCUCCGGACCGGGAAGGUUUUGAGACAAGGAAAAUAAUAUCGGGCAGCUUAAAUAACUUGACUACACUUAUCAAGGCUCAGUCUGAAACUUCCAUCAACACUUCCAGCACUGCAACUCUCACCAAUCACUCGGGGCAUUCUAGACGAUCUCGUUCCCUCGAGUGUGUCUCCGGUCUAGCCAUGUGGCAGAGCAAAGAAGAUAUUGUAGAGUUACUAAAAGUGGAUCAGGGUCUGGGUUUCUCCAUUCUUGAUUAUCAAGACCCUGUCGACCCUAGGGGUACUGUGAUAGUGGUGCGAAGCUUGGUGCCUGGUGGUGUUGCUGAGAAAAACGGACAGAUUGCGCCUGGCGACAGGGUGAUGUCCGUUAAUGGAAUUAGUAUAAGAAACGCAACAUUAGACCAAGCAGUCCAAGCAUUGAAAGGUGCUCCAAGAGGGGUGGUAAAGGUGGGUAUAGCCCGGCCUUUGGCACCUCAAGAUCCCAACUCCAAAUCCAAGAGCACGACAACUCUGAACAAGCCAAGUUAAACCUAACUUGCGUGAUGAUACCUGUGCUAGUCAAAAUUACAAGUCAUAUCUUUACGCUUACUGUACUGAGCUUAGGGUGAACAUAUCGAGCGUGACACGGCGUUAGAUAUGUGUCAAGCCUGAGGUGCUGGCUAUAAGCUACUUUUAU